GCCCUUCCCUCCCCUUUCCAUUCGUUUCCUCUGUUAUGUUCAUCCCAGGAUCCCUACUUUUCAGAUUUUAUAGUUCCUAAAAAUAAGUAUACCUCUCUCUCUUUGGCCUUUGCCCAAUGCCCCAAUAGUACCCAUGCUGGAUUGGACACACUCCCUCCGCAAACUUAAUCUAUCUCUUCCCACAACUAGUACUAGAUAACUGAUUAACUCCACCAUUUCUGUUAUCUUCGUUUGAUGAACAGGCAUGUCGGCCUUAUCCAGAGGCCUCAUUUCUCGUCUCCACCAGCACCUCCUUUCCCUAUCAAGGCCAUCGUCAUCGUCACCGUCCGCGUCCGUAGCAGCCCCGACGCUCCUCCCCUUUCAUCUCUUAGCUAGGAGACUCUUCAGCUCCGAUGCCUUGAUGGACGGCUCCCAGAUCCUCCAACAACAACCCAGCCGCAUCAUCCAGGCCACUCCAGCUAUCAUGACAUCCAACUCCAAGCGCACCGGGCUCAUGGCCGUCAAGUUGGGCAUGACUGCUCUUUGGGACAAGUGGGGUGCUAGGCUUCCCAUCACCGUCCUCUGGGUUGAUGACAAUAUCGUCUCUCAGGUCAAGACUGUUGAGAAAGAAGGAAUCUUUUCCCUCCAGAUUGGUUGCGGCCACAAGAAGGCGAAACAUUUGACAAGGCCUGAAGUGGGUCAUUUCAGAGCUCAAGGUGUUCCCUUGAAGAGGAAAUUGAGGGAGUUCCCUGUCACCGAAGAUGCUCUUCUUCCUGUUGGUACAUCCCUUGGUGUUCGUCAUUUUGUUCCAGGGCAAUAUGUAGAUGUUACUGGAAUCUCUAGAGGGAAAGGUUUUCAGGGUGGAAUGAAAAGAUGGGGAUUUAAAGGAAUGCCAGCAUCGCAUGGUGCAUCCUUAUCGCAUCGGAGUAUUGGUUCUACUGGUCAGAGGGAUGCUCCUGGAAAGGUAUUUAAAGGAAAAAAGAUGCCUGGGCGCAUGGGUGGCAAGCAGAGAACAGUUAAAAAUGUGUGGGUAUACAGGAUAGACCCUGCAAGGAAUUUGAUGUGGGUGAAAGGCCAGGUCCCAGGUGCUGAAGGGAACUUUGUUUUCAUAAAGGAUGCUGUUUACAAGAAACCCGAUGUUUCGGAGCUUCCAUUCCCAACUUAUUUUGCCGCAGAAGAUGAGGAUGAAACUGAUUUAGAACCUCUUGUUGCUGAUCUUGGGGAGGUAGAUCCAUUUAUGGUAGCAGAUUGAUGAGGGGCUAAGUUUGAGUCCUUGUGUUUUGACAGAUUAACUUCCCGGCUCAGUUCACUUUUUUGGGUGUAUACAGAAUAGUAAGAUGAUGUUAGUUUGUCUCCAGGGUGCAAUAUCAUAAUAUUGAGUUGAAUUGGAUGUGUUAAUGUUGAAGUAAUUGACCAUUGAUUUUUCUGUGGGAAUUGAGUUCCAAAUAAAUGAAAUUUUGCCA
Messenger RNA from Theobroma cacao (cacao), 1442 nucleotides. It is a transcript of the gene RPL3P, whose product is annotated as ribosomal protein L3 plastid. NCBI's taxonomy places the organism in Eukaryota, Viridiplantae, Streptophyta, Magnoliopsida, Malvales, Malvaceae. Gene Ontology annotation, cellular component: ribosome; mitochondrial large ribosomal subunit. Gene Ontology annotation, molecular function: structural constituent of ribosome. Gene Ontology annotation, biological process: translation. The record is from RefSeq and is a predicted model, not a curated record.